AUGCCAAACAAUCACUACCCUCAUAUGGACGACAAUCUCUCAUUAGCCUCCUAUUCAACCGUCCAGCACUCAAUCGGCCCUGUACCCCCAGUCCAACUCCGUCAAAGAAACACAGUCAAACAAUGGGUCGUAAAGCGAAUAUCCCAAAGAAUGUCUCUAGGAAUGUCCCUGGCCUCAACCUGGGACGGCCGUCCAGCCAGUAGCUUGGACGCCCGCCGCCGCCCAGCCACAAGUUAUAAUGAGCUCAGCGCAAAGAACCUUGCCAAUCUAGCAAUAGCCAUAGAGAUGCGCGAUUCAACCCUCCUCAAUGAACCACGCAGCCCCACCGAACUAAUGCACGAGAUCGUUGAAGAGGAGAUCCCAGACUUAGAUCCGGAAACGGUCAAGUCGCGACGCAUUUCAAAGUCCUACGCGGACUUUUGUUACGAUUUUACGCUUUCUGGCUCGCAACAGGAGAAGAAGACGUUCGAUAUGAACAUGACCAAGUUGAAAGAGGAGGGCGUCGAUGAUACGCCCAAGUCGAACAGUUCGGCUGCCACGGUCGAUAUGGCAGUGAACGACGACCACCACAGUGUCGCUGAACGUGAACGUGAACGACCGCAAUCAAUAUUCCCUUCUUCUCCUUCUGCGCCAACUCCAUUGCAAUCUUUCAAAUACCCAAAUCCUUAUUCCCAAUCGCAGACAUACGACAACAACGUCGCGCAAAACCGGGAUCAGCAGUUAUCCCCCCCGGCUACCUGUCCUCUGCCACCUCCUGAUAUUCUCACCCCGACAAUGUACCGAGAACAACUUGCUAAGAAGGCGAGCAAGAAAUCAUCUUUUUGGCAGCCUUUGAGAUCGGUUUUCUCAAGGAGGUUGCAUUUCUGGGGACCGAGUGUCGGCAACAUUAUAGUUUCAUAA
This is a messenger RNA of Penicillium taxi, 900 nucleotides long. RefSeq lists its product as uncharacterized. Bases 1 to 900 code for a protein of 299 amino acids. NCBI's taxonomy places the organism in Eukaryota, Fungi, Ascomycota, Eurotiomycetes, Eurotiales, Aspergillaceae. The record is from RefSeq and is a predicted model, not a curated record. The transcript is spliced from 2 exons.